AUGCAAGAAUGCUUCCUCAACGAUGCGCGAACCGUCGCCGUCCCUAAAGUGUAUGCCUAUCUCGGUAUGCCGCAAGACCACCCCGACCCUCUCUACGGCUCCUAUAAAGUACUUGGUCUGCGCGACGACGUCUGCUUCGACCGCAAUGGUCGUUUGGGAGCCUAUGGCUCAGCCACACAGUCGACAGAAAGCGCUCAAUUCUCCGAUCGUGAGAGUCAGCGAAGUCCGAUAGAUUGGAGCAAUGUCGAUUGGGCAGUUGCACAGAAGAGAUGUUAUGACGACAAUACCCUACGAUCUAAUAUCGAGGGCGCAACGACAUCGGCAACGGCAGAUGCCUUGCCGCAGCUUCCCAGGCAAGCAAUUGUGUUACGAACAUGGACAGGCUAUCGAUACACACGCCAAGCUAUAAAGAAUCUCAGGGCGCUAAUCAGUGAAGUCUCCCUGGGCUCAGGCGGCGAGUACGAUGUUCAUCUACUGGUCCACGUUAAGAACAAUUCGGCGCGCUUCUGGGAGUCGCACGAGUUGUACAACCAGAUCCGUCAUGAAAGUGUACCAGCAGAGUUCCGUGGCUUGGUCACGCUUUGGUCCGAGAAACAAAUGGAACAUGUCUACCCUGGCCCAUUCUGCAAUGAGACGCUGAACAGAUCUGAACAGCCCCUCUACGGAGUCUACAGGAGUUCUCACAUGCCACUGCAGUGGUUUGCGCAACGCAAUCCACAAUAUGAGCACUUCUGGAAUUGGGAAAUGGAUAUUCGUUAUAUUGGUCAUUACUACGAGUUCUUUGACCGUCUAGGAGAAUGGACAAAAUCACAACCAAGGCGCGGCAUCUGGGAGCGCAGUGCAAAGUAUUAUCUCGAGAAGCUGCACGGGACGUGGGCAGAAUUUUCUGAUAUCGUGGAGAAAGAGAAUCCCACCACCAUCUCUGGUCCAGUUGACUUUGCUGGUUCUCGAAAGCUUGAAUCGCAGGCACCAUACAAUGCAUCUAGUACAGGAUUUGGAGAGGAUGCUGACCUGAUCACAAUGAGUCCUCUGUUCGAUCCCGAGGAUUCGGGAUGGUUCUUCGAACGGGAUGUCACAGGGUAUGACACACAGCUACCCAUACCACCACGUCGUAUUGCCAUCAUCGCAGCAGCGCGGAUGUCUCGUCGGCUCCUGAAUCUGAUGCACACGGAGAUGGUCGAACUAAAACACACCAUGUGGACGGAGAUGUGGCCACCGAGUCUCGCUUUGCACUACGGAUUAAAAGCAGUCUUUGCACCACAUCCUGUCUACUACGAUCGCGAGUGGCCAAUUGUGACAGCUGAUAGAACGUUCAAUGCUGGGAAACAUGGUUCGUCUGGAGGCAAUGCUUCAUCUGUGUUUGGAGCAUUCGAACACAAUUUUAUCGGAAGUACUUGGUAUUGCAGCACAAAGUUUGCGGGUGACCUUUGGAGAGCCUGGCUUGGUCGCGGCAGUCAAGAAAACAGAUUACGGAAUGGGCUCGACCAGAUGUGUCUGCGUUCGAUGCUCUUGCACGCAGUGAAGCAUGAAUGA
Messenger RNA from Aureobasidium melanogenum CBS 110374, 1533 nucleotides. RefSeq lists its product as uncharacterized. The transcript has a single exon. The record is from RefSeq and is a predicted model, not a curated record. The coding region runs from base 1 to 1533 and encodes 510 amino acids. NCBI's taxonomy places the organism in Eukaryota, Fungi, Ascomycota, Dothideomycetes, Dothideales, Saccotheciaceae.